This is a messenger RNA of Catharus ustulatus (Swainson's thrush), 1513 nucleotides long. It is a transcript of the gene APBB3, whose product is annotated as amyloid beta precursor protein binding family B member 3. Gene Ontology annotation, molecular function: transcription factor binding; amyloid-beta binding. Gene Ontology annotation, biological process: regulation of DNA-templated transcription. Gene Ontology annotation, cellular component: cytoplasm; nucleus. The transcript is spliced from 13 exons. The coding region runs from base 53 to 1510 and encodes 485 amino acids. The record is from RefSeq and is a predicted model, not a curated record. NCBI's taxonomy places the organism in Eukaryota, Metazoa, Chordata, Aves, Passeriformes, Turdidae.
CCGGGGCUGGGCAGGCGGCGGCGGGGGCGCCGCUCCGGCGGGCGGCGGGGCCAUGCUGGGCAAGGACUACAUGCUGGCCAUCGUCCUGGUCAACUGCGACGACAACCUCUGGAGUGACCAGAGCCUGGAGACAGACCCUGACCUUCCCCCAAGCUGGAGGAAAAUCUGUGACUCUCUGGGUACCUAUUACUGGCAUGUGCCAACAGGCACAACACAGUGGCAGCACCCUGCACGCACCACCGGCCCAGGAGGGCACACGGAGGCUGAUGGAGAGGAGACACUCCAGGGAAGGGAAUGCCAGGGCCCUGCAGCGAAGCACUUGGCCAAGGACCGGCCCAUUCCCAGCCCCAUGGCUUCACUGUCCCGGAGGCACUCGCUGUCCUGGCACGGAGAUGACUUCCAGCACAGCGCAGAGCCCGGCUCCAAGUGCUUUGCUGUGCGCUCUCUGGGCUGGGUGGAGAUCCCCGAGGAGGACCUGGCACCUGGCAAGAGCAGCAUCGCUGUCAACAACUGCAUCCAGCAGCUCUCCAACAGCAAGGGCCAGGGCUCUGCGGAGAACCAGGGUGAGGGCCAGGACCUAGUGAUGAUUCUGAAGAAGGACACCAUGAGCCUGGUGGACCCCCUCGACCGCAGCCUCAUCCACCGCCAGCCCAUCCUCAACAUCCGUGUCUGGGGUGUUGGCUGCGACAACGGCAGGGACAGAGACUUCGCCUUUGUGGCCAGUGACAAGGACACCUGCGUCCUCAAGUGCCACGUCUUCCACUGCAAUGUGCCUGCCAAGGGCAUCGCCAAGGCUCUGCAUGAGAUGUGCUCCAAGAUCGUGGCCGAGCGAGCUGUAGCGAGCAGCAGGCUGCCCCGCGCCGCCACGCUGGAGCCCAUCUCUGCCGAGGACCUGCCACUGCAAGUGGAUAUCCUAGAAGCGGUGCGGCAGUCGAUGCAGACCUACGAGGCGCUGUACAUCGGCAGCCUGCCCGUGCCCAGGGCCAUGGGGAUGGACGUGUUGAACGAGGCCAUCGAGAAGCUGACGAGACGCCCUGGGCGGGAGAACUGGACACCCUCCCUCAUCUACGUGUCCGACACGGCCAUGAGAGUGCACCAUGCGCAGGAGCCCGAGGAGGCGGCGCACAUCUGGGAGUGCCAGGUGCGGUACGUGACCUUCCUGGGCGUGGGCCGGGACGCGCACACCUUCGCGCUCAUCGUGGACACCGGGCGACGCUUCCAGUGCGCGGCCUUCUGGUGCGAGCCCGACGCCGGCACCAUCUCGGAGGCCGUGCAGGCCGCCUGCAUGGUGCAGUACCAGAAGUGCCUCGUGGCCGCCGCACCGGGGGCGAAGGCGAAGAGCGCGGCUGGCCGGGGCCGGGCCGGGCCGGCGGCCGCGGGGGACUCUGCCCGCGGGGCGGCCAAGGCGGGGGGGGGCGGCGGCGGCGCGGGGGCCGGGGCCCGCAAGCGGGGACUCUUCUCCUUCCUGGAGGUGUUCCGCCUCCGGCGGGCCCUCCUGCACAGCCCGUAGCGG